This is a messenger RNA of Adineta steineri, 948 nucleotides long. The record is from the annotation of a GenBank genome assembly. Lineage: Eukaryota; Metazoa; Rotifera; Eurotatoria; Adinetida; Adinetidae.
AUGGCACAAUUUGCUUGUUUACCGUUGUGUUUUUCAAUAAUAUUUUUUCUUGUUACACUCUAUAUAAAUUCACUUGUUCAAGUAUGGGCCGAUCGAAAUUCUCCAUUUUGGAUGCCAGCAUUGCCUGAUAUUGGCCAUAAAUUAUUACCUUACUGGACAUUUUAUUCAAUAAAUAAUUAUUAUCUUUUAACUGCAUUUAUUUCAGUUAUUAUUCGUUAUAUUUUUCAACGUGAUAUACGUUUAAUUGUUUUUCGUCGAUGGCUUUUUCUUCAAGCUGUUAUGUUUAUCAUGAGAAGUAUAUCUAUUUAUGUUACAUCAUUAAGUGUACCAUUACCAGGUUGUAAUACAACAGCUGUAGGUUCACCACCCAUUGAAGCUUUUUAUAUCAUGAGUUUAGUACAUGCAACAUGUGGUGAUGUUCUUUUUUCUGGUCAUACAGUUACAUUAACAUUAUGUGCUCUUGCUUGGACAACAUACUCUAAAGGUGAAGAACAUUAUCCAAUACGUUGGUUAUGGUAUAAAUAUAAAGGUAUUGAUGAAAAUACAACUCGUCGUAGACCUGGUUGGCUUUAUCCAAAAUUAGAUUCAACGGGUGAUCCAUUAUCAUUUUAUAUAACAACAUUAGUUGUUUGGAUAUUUACUAUAAUUGGUUAUUUAUUUAUUAUUUCAACACGAUUUCAUUAUACAGUGGACGUUUUUCUCGGUUAUUUGUUAUCGAAACUAACAUGGGAUACAUAUCAUUAUUAUAUAAAAUCUUUAGCUGAACGACGAACUAUUAUUAUAUCACGAUUUUUUCUGUGGUUUGAAGGUUAUGGAAGACCGCCAGCCGAUGCACCAGUAAGUUUACUUACUGGACCAUCGUAUGGACAUCAAGAACAGCACGAACAACCAGAACAUAUGGAAAAACCAAGUGAAGUUGCACGUCCGGGUGAUGCAAAAGAAGUUUAA